GGCGGAUCAGUACGUGGAGGCGGCGCUGGUGGGCGGGCUGAGCUCUUCUUUGGCUGGUGCUGCUGCUGCUCCUUUAGAUGCAGCAAGAGCUGUUGUUGCGCAGCAAGCUGGAGACCCCCGCUUCUCAGGCGUUUUGGGGGUGGGGAAUGCGUUGAGAGAAGCAGCAGCAAAAGGGGGCCUCGGGGGCCUUUUUGCUUCGGCCCCGCUGCGGGUGCUGCUGGGUGGCUGCUGCGGUGCAGCAGCAGCAGCAUUUAACUUGAAGUGCAUGCAUGCGCUGGCCCGCCUAAGGGCUGCAGCAGACGCUGCUGCAGCAGACGCAGCAGCAGCAGCAGCAGCAGCGCGAAAUGCUGCUGCUGCGGCGUAG
Molecule: messenger RNA, 364 nt
Organism: Eimeria tenella
Lineage: Eukaryota; Apicomplexa; Conoidasida; Eucoccidiorida; Eimeriidae
Exons: 2
Source: RefSeq, a predicted model, not a curated record